AUGGCUGUGACUUCGCGACGGCCGGUGAAAUCAGGUCACGCGACCCCAACCCCGAGCCCCCCUAGAUCCACGACGACGACUUCCUCAAGACCGACCACGCCUACGAGCCCUGUGCAGAUACCAAUCAAAUCCAAGAGAGACACCGCCAACCCCCCAAAACAACGCAACCACCGGUAUCAUGACCAACGGCGGCACCGUUCCAGCUCACCCCGGUGGGGGGAGUUGCACUCCCCCGAUGCGAUUCCGCCUUCGGUGGCUGCGCUCCUCGCAGUCACUGCUAUCCCCCCGCCCAGAAACCAGCGCGCUCAACGGCAGCGCGCGGUCAAGGACAAGGAGAAGCGCAUGACUGUCGAAUCAAUACUGCAGAGCCAGGAAUCCGAGAAGGAACUGAGUCUCAACUUCAUCAAAGGACCCCUGGAUGUUUUGCUGAGUCCGCCCGAAGAUGUGGAGGACGAUGACAUGUCCAUCGGAGAGAGCACCAUCGCAUCCCCCCUCUCGACCAGAACCGUCUCGUACGAAUCCGUGCAAUCGAUGCCUUCAUUGACCGAUUCUUUCUCGACUGACACCAUGUCAUCUGUCGGGACACCUCAGAGUCCAAUCAGGGGCCGAAGAAUGCAGCCCACGAGGAGGUCGCUGACGCCGGUGUCCUCGCCACCUGGGAAAAGAGAAGAGCACCCGUUAUCAUUAGACGAGGAGACAGAUGAGCUAGACUUCAGCGUAUUCGACGCUUCUCCUGAGACAGAAGAGAAGAAGGGGGGGAUGAGGCUAGCCUUCCGGCCUUUCAGAUCCGCCUUCAAAUCCAACUUGACCUCCAGCUUGCGCGCCCUUCGAAACGCUGCGCGCUCCUUUGGGAGCAUGAACAUGCCAUCGAUCCCGCCCGAAGACUUCCUCACCCGCUCGAUACUUACCAUGGAGCCUAAUGUGCCUUUCACGGACGAGCGCAUGCCACCAACCCUAGAUGAAGAACCAUCCGCAGCUGUGCGGAGAUAUCUGAACCCGACUCAAACGGCUCGACUAGAAUCACAGGCAUCGGCAUCUUCUCAGAAGGCACACAGCACGUUCACGGCUUCAAUCCAGAUGCAGACCUACAAGGUACACCGAUCGAGAAGUGCGCCGUCAGGCUCCCGGAGCCAAAAUGCCGCGCCGCGUUCCUCAAAUGGGAACCAGUCAACACGAGGCAAAGAAGCGGGUUUCUCGUUCUCCCCCGGACCACGACAGCGUGAAAUGCGGGAAAAUUCCGACUUUAUCCGCAUCGCCGUGAUGGAGAUGGCCAUGCGCAGGAGCGGCAAGUUGGACGAGCAACGCCCUGGCCGAGCCCGGUGGGCACUUCCUCCCAGGAAGACGAGCACGAAGCCGUAUGAGACUGGAGUCGAUGGCGUUCCGACACGAUGGGUCUCGGUGACGUACUGA
Messenger RNA from Diaporthe citri, 1410 nucleotides. RefSeq lists its product as uncharacterized. Lineage: Eukaryota; Fungi; Ascomycota; Sordariomycetes; Diaporthales; Diaporthaceae. The record is from RefSeq and is a predicted model, not a curated record. Bases 1 to 1410 code for a protein of 469 amino acids. The transcript has a single exon.